Molecule: messenger RNA, 1925 nt
Organism: Oryzias latipes (Japanese medaka)
Lineage: Eukaryota; Metazoa; Chordata; Actinopteri; Beloniformes; Adrianichthyidae
Gene: rpia
Product: ribose 5-phosphate isomerase A (ribose 5-phosphate epimerase)
Biological process (GO): D-ribose metabolic process; pentose-phosphate shunt, non-oxidative branch
Cellular component (GO): cytoplasm
Molecular function (GO): ribose-5-phosphate isomerase activity
Source: RefSeq, a predicted model, not a curated record
GGGUAGUCGUCUUGGGGAGGCUCUCUUGCGCUUGCGGGAGGGGGGUGUCAUGAGGCUACCAGGGUUCGUACCACUCCUCUGCGCUCCACCCUCGCGGAAGCUCCUCGCGCUCUCCAGUCACCGGCACGUGCGCUGCUCCCGCGAGUCUGAUGCUGGCAUGGCAGAGGAGGCGAAGAAGCUGGCCGCCUACGCCGCCGUGGACAACCACGUCCAGAACAACCAGGUGGUUGGAGUGGGCAGUGGAUCAACCAUUGUGUACGCCGUGGACCGACUGGCGGAGAGAGUGAUGCAGGAAAAACUCAACAUUGUGUGUGUUCCCACCUCCUUCCAGGCCCGGCAGCUGAUUCUGCAGCACGGCCUGGCGCUGUCGGAUCUGGACCGACACCCAGAGCUGGACGUGGCGAUCGACGGGGCGGAUGAGGUGGACGCAGACCUGACGCUGAUCAAAGGUGGAGGCGGUUGUCUGACGCAAGAGAAGAUCGUCGCCGGCUGUGCAAAAAGUUUUGUUGUGAUUGCUGAUUACAGGAAAGACUCUGAGGCUCUGGGCCAGCAGUGGAGGAAAGGAAUUCCCAUCGAGGUGAUCCCCAUGGCGUGGGUUCCCAUCUCCAGGGUAAUCGCCAGGCGCUUCGGAGGGGAAGUCAACCUGAGGAUGGCUGUCAGUAAAGCUGGUCCAGUCGUCACCGACAACAGCAACUUCCUUCUGGACUGGAAGUUUAAGGAGGCCCAUAACUGGAAGAAGGUCAACACUGAAAUCAAGAUGAUUCCUGGUGUGGUGGAGACGGGGCUAUUCGUCAACAUGGCUGAGAGGGCAUACUUCGGCAUGGAAGACGGAAGCGUGAAGGUCCGGGACGCCCCCGGGAACUGAUCCUUCGAUGCCACAUCUCCUCCUCUGCACAUCCCUCAGCUUGUUACCCCCUCCAGUGCCAGAAGAAACAGAUCUGAGAGGUCUCUCUUCCUCUAAAGCUUGAUGUUGUCUGUAGGUGUGUCUUUGUACCUCUUCUAGCUUGUGAUGCUUCUGUGUCUCAACGAGUCCGGGAUUCUCAUUGUAAAUAAUGAAUGAAGGACUGCAGGACUGUGAGGUAUCCAGCUGAGGAAUGAUGCGGAAGAGCCUUUGGGGUGUCUUUACAUGCUGCUGUCUCCGUUUCUUCUGCUGCACUGACGAAAGUACAACACAAGACUUCUGCAGAACUCACAAAUUCAUUCUGGACUGAAAGCUCCAUAAGGAGUCCUGAUCAUAAAGCAGAGGUGUUGUCCUUCUCUCUGCAACCACAUGUUGAUCCACUUUGAGGUCAUUCCUGAAAGUCUUUUCCCAUGAGCAGGUGUUGAUUCUGUGUCACAUGACUGUCUGAACAGAUUUCAGCAGCUUUUCCUUCCGUUUUUUUUUUUAAUUUAGCAUGCAGAGUUCAAACAAACCAACAAAGGCGGGGGGUUUUGGGUAAACGGACCUCCUGCCGUCUUUAGUGCCUGAGACUCACUGGCAUGACCCUUUGUCUUCUCCUAAACUGUAUUGUGCCAUUUGGUUUGUCUUCAGAAGGUGAGAGUGAUGUGGAUCUGUCACUGGGAACGGUUUUCAUGUCAAAAACGGCUUAAAGAGGUUAACGGAAAGAGAAAAGCUCCUUCAGAAUGAGUCGGUUUGAGUUUCCCUUUUCUCUGGGACAUUUCCAGUCCAGGCAGCAGUGUUCUGUUAGAAACCGUCUGUGCCGUGAUGCUCUUCUGCAGAACACACUGAGCCUUCAGACUGGGAAGUUCUCUAAAGCCAUGGAUGACCCUGAGCAGAAUGUUGCCUUUGUGACUUGAACAUGAUGGUAGGUUUUCAUGGGGGCCUUCACCAGCAUGUCCUUUAUUUUCUGUACCAGCUGACUGUGAACAUGAUUUUCUGUAAAGGUACUCGUGACUUUUUCAGUAAAACGAUGGACCAAAACAUA